Molecule: messenger RNA, 729 nt
Organism: Trichomycterus rosablanca
Lineage: Eukaryota; Metazoa; Chordata; Actinopteri; Siluriformes; Trichomycteridae
Product: T-cell ecto-ADP-ribosyltransferase 2-like
Exons: 2
Coding region: 1-729 (242 amino acids)
Molecular function (GO): NAD+-protein-arginine ADP-ribosyltransferase activity; NAD+ poly-ADP-ribosyltransferase activity
Source: RefSeq, a predicted model, not a curated record
AUGUGGAGUAAAACCUCAAUCAUCAUGUUCUUCACCAUCCUCGUCUUUAUUUUACCCGUCACCAGCGGGCCGUAUCAACUGGACAUGGCAUCAGAUUCUGUUGACGACCAGUAUGAAGGGUGUGAGAAAUAUAUGCAGGAAUGGAUUAAAAAGAACAAUCUACAAGAAGAAUUAAAAUCCAAUGAAAACUGUACAAUAGUUUGGGAAAAUUUUGAAAACAUUAAAAACAUUACUGAGAAAAUUAUAAAAAUGUAUACAGUCCAGGAUUUUUAUUCUGAGUUUAACGCUGCAGUGAGUACAAGGAGAACAAAUUAUACAAAUGAAUUCAAGUAUAAAACCUUUCAUUACCUGCUCACACGUGCUGUACAAAAUCUUACACUUAAUGAAUGCACAGACGUUUAUCGCAAAACCACUGUUUCAUUUGUUACAAACGUUACAGGCCAGGAGAUGCGAUUUGACAGGUUUGCAUCAACUUCAUUAAUACCAAACUUAGAGGGAUUUGGCAAUAAAUCAUGUUUUAAAAUUCACACAUGCUUUGGUGCAAACAUAGCCAAUUUUUCAAUUCUCCCUGGUGAGCAAGAGGUGCUCAUCCCACCUUAUGAAGUAUUUAAUAUUACAAACGUUACUGAAAAGCAGGAGGACUGUGAUGUUCUUUACACACUCCAGAGCACUAGAAGAUUCAGUAACAUGAACUGUACAUUAGUUAGCACUUCAAACAGUACGUCUUAA